Paraglomus occultum is the source of this 870-nucleotide messenger RNA. The record is from the annotation of a GenBank genome assembly. NCBI's taxonomy places the organism in Eukaryota, Fungi, Glomeromycota, Glomeromycetes, Paraglomerales, Paraglomeraceae.
AUGUUUCCCCUCCUCCCGCUAGAACUUUACCUUAAAAUUGCAAGUUACAUCGACGAGGAUGACAUUCCCACUCUUUACUCUUGCAUUCUCGUUAACCGACAAUCAUUUUUCAGUUAUAUCAGUAUUCUCUGGCGCAAACCGUUUCACAUAGCUCAUCGUCUUCCCCGAUACAAAGUCGUAAACUUGGUUAAAGUGUGUAUCUCUACCUUUACCGCGGACGAGAAACGACAAUUGAGCACACGGAGUAUCAGAUUUCCGACUCAGUCUUCGACGCCGCUUAUUAAUUAUAUUAAAUUUAUAGAGUGUGUGUCAGACGCAUACAUCAUUAAGGCUUUAAUGUAUUUUCCUGGAGUAUCAACAAUUGAAUUAUGGAAAGUCUUGAUAGAGAAACUGGUCAAUGAUGCUGCAAAAAUCAAAUGUCUUGAGAUACAAAAUUUUGCAUUGUAUUGGUCAUGUAUGCAGUUGGAUCAGACUCUGUUUAAGAUGCGUGAAGUCAAAGUACUCAAAGUAAAGAGAAUUACUAGGGAACAAGUGAAAAUAUUAACCAAAUUUGUAGCAAUUCAGAAUAGUUUAGGAGAAGCAUUUUUUGGAGAAGUGUAUACUGGGAUAGGAGAGAUAAUAGAAGCUUUAGAAAGUUACAGAGAGAGAAAAGGUUCUUUAUAUAAAGUAGGCUUUAGGAAUUGUAAUUUCCUAAGAAAUGCAUAUGCAUGUGAUGUUAUGAGAUUUUUUAAAAUGAUGGAUAAUGUUUUAUUGAAUGCUUGUAGUGGAUUAGAUUAUGAAAUGAUGAGAAAGUUGAAAUGUAAAAUGAAAGACAAUUUAAAUAUUGAUAAUAUAUCAUUAUAUGAUACUUAUAGUAUAUUUUGGUGUUAA